Molecule: messenger RNA, 456 nt
Organism: Mesorhabditis belari
Lineage: Eukaryota; Metazoa; Nematoda; Chromadorea; Rhabditida; Rhabditidae
Source: the annotation of a GenBank genome assembly
AUGAGCUCCUUUCAAUUCUCAAGCGGUUUCAUCUUUUUCCUUUCUUUCAUCACGAUUUUAUUUGGUUGUGGCUGUGCUCCGGGGACGAUGCAAGAGACUUUCUGUCAAGCUGAUUGGGUAUCCCACGUGAGAGUACUAGCACAACAGCCAUCCACGAAUCCCCUUCAAUCCGCCUUCACCGUGCAACAUAUCCAGAUUUUUAAGUCACCCGGCGGUAUGAUGACCCUUCCCCAAUUCGUCACCACUCCCAUAAAUUCUGCGGCUUGCGGUCUGCCAAUCAUGGCCGGGAAAGAUUAUCUUCUAUCAGGCACUCUCCAAAACAACGCCCUUUCUUCUUUCAGCUGUGGGCAGCUACGACCAGACAACUUAAUCGAUCCAAGUAUGACAGUUGGAUUGCUUCCCGAAUGGCAACAGCUUCCAAUCGGUUUCGUCGAGAGUCUUCAAGUCAUGCAGUGU